AACAGGCAGCCAGUGGAGGGAAGUAAGCAGGGGGGUGACGUGUGAGUAUUUGGGAAGGUUGAAGACCAGACGAGCUGCUGCAUUCUGGAUAAGUUGGAGGGGAACAGUGGCAUAUACCUGGAUCAUUAAAGAGGAGUGCUGAUUUAUUUUGCAUUUCAAAGAUUCCUGGUCAUUCCUGGUAUUUCUUGUCAAAUAGUGAUUACAGUUCCAUUAUUGCUGCCAGUAAUUUCCUGAAUAUGGCAUUUCCUGCUGCAACUGGCUGGAUCUCUCCUGCCAUUCCCAGGUUUAUUACACCUUUUUACGUGCCUGUGGGUAAAGGCGUGGCUUGACCUGUUAUCAUAUAUAAGUAAGCUUUGGAAGACGAUCUCCUAUAGUUCAGCUGCAAGAUACAAGUUGAAAGUGUGUGACACUCUCCUCAAAAAUGGGUAAAUGGAUUAUCAACCAUGGACUGUCUGCUGCCAUACUGGUUGUGUGGAUGGCCAUCAAUAUAUUUCUUUUUGUCUACUACUAUUUUAUUUAUGAUUUGGGGGAACGCUUCUUCUACACACGGCACAUUCUAGGGUCAGCACUGGCUUGGGCCCGAGCCCCGGCGGCAGUUCUCAACUUCAACUGCAUGCUGAUCCUACUGCCAGUGUGUCGCAACCUGCUGUCGCUCGUAAGGGGGUCAUUAAUGUGUUGUGGCCGCUCAGCAAGGAAACAGUUGGACCAAAACCUCACAUUCCACAAACUGGUGGCAUACAUGAUUGGCUUAAUGACAGCGGUGCACACGAUUGCCCAUUUAUUUAACAUGGAGUGGUACAACAACAGCCGACAAGGACUGUAUGAUGACUUAAGCACUAUCCUCUCCAAUGAAACCAACCUGAAUCCUGUUCCCUCUGCCUCUACCACACCGACUAUUGUGGCAUUCACCACCAUCGCAGGGCUCACUGGUGUCAUCAUCACUCUGGCACUCAUCCUCAUCAUCACUUCGUCAAUGGAGGUCAUCCGCCGGAAUUAUUAUGAGUUAUUCUGGUAUACCCACCACCUCUUCAUCAUCUUCUUCAUCGGGCUGGUCAUUCACGGAGUUGGGCGGAUUGUCCGUGGCCAGGUGCCUGACGACCCUCACAACGUUUCCCACUGUAAGGACCAGCCGCUGGCCUGGGGCAAGAUAGCUGAGUGUCCCAUUCCACAUUUUAAAGGGGGGUUCCCGAAGACCUGGAUGUGGGUAAUCGCCCCCAUGAUCCUGUACCUCUUUGAACGUAUUCUGCGCUUUAUUCGUUACCUGCAGCCUGUCAGGUACAGGAAGAUUGUCAUGCGUCCCUCGAAGGUGCUCGAGCUCCAGCUGGUGAAGGAUGGUUUUAGGAUGGAGGUGGGCCAGUAUGUCUUCCUGAACUGCCCCACCAUCUCCCAGCUGGAGUGGCACCCCUUCACCAUGACGUCUGCCCCAGAGGAAGACUUCUUCAGUGUGCACAUCCGCUCUGUGGGGGACUGGACGCAAGGCCUCAUCGAUGUUCUAGAGCAACUGCCGGAAGGGGCUGAGGGACCCAAAAUAGCAGUGGAUGGCCCUUUUGGAACCGCCAGUGAGGAUGUGUUUGACUAUGACGUCAGCAUGCUGAUUGGCUGCGGAAUUGGAGUAACGCCCUUUGCGUCCAUUCUGAAAUCCGUCUGGUACAAGUUCAAGGAGUCAACCCCAAAACUGCGAACAAGAAAGAUCUAUUUCUAUUGGCUAUGCAGGGAGACACAUGCCUUUGAGUGGUUUAUAGAUAUCCUGCAGGCGCUUGAGACAGAGAUGGAGGAGAGAGGAAUGGCCAACUUCCUCACCUAUAAACUGUACCUCACUGGAUUCGACCAGAGUCAUAUUGACUAUGAGAACCCUCGCUUUGACCAGGACACUGACAUUAUCACAGGUCUCAAACAGAAGACACACUAUUGCCGGCCCAUGUGGGACAGAGAGUUUCAGCAGAUUCGGAAAGAGAAUCCCACGUCGGUGGUUGGCACGUUCUUGUGUGGCCCCGAGGGAAUUGCCAAGACCUUGGAGAAAAAAUGCAUGAAGUUCUCAGAUGUGGAUCCACAAAAAACACAGUUCUACUUCAACAAGGAAAACUUCUGAUUGGAACCCCAGCAACUAAGCCCACAAGAAAUCAAAAUGUUACAUUGUGUGGUGAAGUAUUUUAGCAUCAUCUAUUGUGGAAAGCGUUCAAAAUGUUUUCUUGCAGUGGAAUGGCAUCCCUCUGAAGGCUGCUGACUAAUUUUUAGAAGGGAACAAUGUGUUUCCACUGCAAACCUUGGAGGUCCACAUCAAAACACUGAAUAUUGCAGUUGUGGACACAAUACAAUGCUAAUAUUCUUGUGACUUGCCACUCUGCCGAAGACACAACCACAUAAAAGCAGGUGUAUCUUUAAUUGCUGCAUGGCAAUCAACUAUGAAAUCACAGCCUUUGCCCUGGUUAGAGUCGAUAUGGGUAAACCAUUUAUCAGAUUGUCAAUUCAAAGUGCAGAUCUGAAGUAUUUCAGAUUCAUAAGAUAACUAUUGCAUACUGGCAAGGAGAGUCUGUUCCUGUAUUUGUCAACUGAGGACACAAAUAUGAAAUAGAUAGACUAGAAGCCUUUGGGGCUAACACAACAAUGUCAACAAUGUCUUUAUCAGAGUGCAAUGUUCACCUGAAGGCAGGUAAAUAGAGGGACUGAGACAAGCUUAUUCACUAGUUCUUGCAUUUAAUAUGAAUUUAAUCAGAUAUAAACAAUCGUAUUUUCAGAAUCAUUCCAAGAAUGAAUACUAUUUUUGGUCACUGUCAUUUCAAUGUCUACUCAACACAGAGUUUCUGUAUAUAUUGUAAAUACAUUAUCUGGAAGUUAUUUAAAGACAUGUAAAUACAUUUGCAAAAUA
Conger conger (European conger) is the source of this 2866-nucleotide messenger RNA. Its product is annotated as cytochrome b-245 heavy chain-like. Bases 422 to 2089 code for a protein of 555 amino acids. NCBI's taxonomy places the organism in Eukaryota, Metazoa, Chordata, Actinopteri, Anguilliformes, Congridae. Gene Ontology annotation, molecular function: superoxide-generating NAD(P)H oxidase activity. The record is from RefSeq and is a predicted model, not a curated record. Gene Ontology annotation, cellular component: plasma membrane; NADPH oxidase complex. The transcript is spliced from 14 exons. Gene Ontology annotation, biological process: defense response; superoxide anion generation.